Messenger RNA from Caenorhabditis auriculariae, 7967 nucleotides. The record is from the annotation of a GenBank genome assembly. Lineage: Eukaryota; Metazoa; Nematoda; Chromadorea; Rhabditida; Rhabditidae.
AUGGGUGAUUUGAACGCAAGAACCGAAGCAUUGCUCGUGAACGCCCUAUUAGAGCCGCUAGAGCGAGCGCAGUCGACCUCGUCGACUAUUAGGAGCGGUUCUUCUGACGGCGAUGAAAUAAUUAAACUGGUACUUUGAUUUUCUAAAAUCCCACAGUAGUUAUGAUAUCUAAUUGCUUUAAAGCCUGACUUUGAUUUCCUUUUCCAGUGUCCUGUUGUAAAAGGUGGGCAUUGGCUCCGCUUCGAGUGGUGCAAUAUGCACACAAAUAUAGUCAACGUCGUUGUGGACAUAGUCAGGUUUGAAUAUCAAGUUUUUUUGUUUGAUUCAAUUGCGGGUUUCAGAAGAAUGAAAGAUCAACUCGAAAAUUUGAACACAGUUAUGAAGAAUGAUGUGGAAAAAGUCGACCGCAAAGAUUUCGCUUCUCUGAACGCGUUCACGAGCAAGUACAACAAAGCAGCUUCUGCAGUUCGGAAACUGGUAUUUUUUUUAUUCAUAGGAGAAUCUUCAUACAUUCACAUCCAAUUUUUUAAUUUUCCUCCUCCCUCUCGUUCUGAAAAGUCGGUCGGUUCGGACGCUUUUGUGUGAUGCUAUUUUUUAAAGUUUUCAAAUCUUGAAAAGAUUUUGGGCUUUAUUCGGGUGUUAAAGAUUUCAAAGCGCGUAUUUUUUCAUAGUAUGACCAGUUCAGACGUCAUUUUUCAUAAAAUCCGGUCAUUAGAUUCUCGAAAAUUCACUUUUUCUCUGGAUUUUUCCUUUUUCGCCAGAAAUUCUCUCAAAUUUUAAUGAACGCUUGACAUAUUUCUAUUUAGGGUCAAAUUGAAAUGUUCGACAUAACGUUUAUGGAAAAAAAAAACAUAAAAUCACUAUCUUGGACCGCCAAUAUUUGGUUUUUUGGAACUUAAAAACUAUAAACUAUCCACAAUCGAGAAUUCUAUUCAUUUUGAGCGCCUAAAGAAUUUAGAACUAAAAAAACUUCAAAAUCUUCGGGAAGUGCCUUUUUUUAAGGGAUCGUUUUUCUAUUAAAAGAGCUAUUCAGUCAUCGAAAAUUUCUGAGUUUCAAAUACCGAAAAUUUUGUUCAGAACGCCGGUUCCGUUCAUCACGAAUUGGGCGACUGGCGUCUUUCGUACUGCACUCCACAAAUCGCCCAAAUCAUCGGAGGAUACGCAUUUGACUGGUCAGUUAUUCCCAUCACAAGUAAGGUCAUUUUAUUCUGCGGCUUGGAAUUUUCUAGAAAUUCGCUCAAACACUCCCUGAAUGUCUAGAUGAGUAUCCCUCAUAGUCGCUACCUGCGAAACUUUUAGUUUUUGAGAUAUGAUUUUGCAUAGUUGCGAAAUAUAUGUUUUAUGCCGUGUUCAAAGUAAUUUCCGCGAAAUGAAAAAUACCCGUUAGAGAAAGGAAAAGAUCACUAAAUUUUGGAGAGUCAGAGAUCAUUUUGCAUUUCGCGGAAAUUACUUUGAACACGGCAUUAUGGCGAACUUUUCGAAUUUCAAAGUUAAUUAUCUCAAAAACUAGUAGCUGGGGCGGGCUGCAACUUUGAUGGAUCUCCAUAGAAGCCUUCAGAGAUUGUUAGAGCAAAUUUGUAGAAAAAUCCAAGUCGUAAAGUAAAAUGACCUUUCGUGUCAGCCAUCAGAUAGUUCGUUGGAGGCUUUUUUUUAGCAAACGGAAAAAAAAAAUAAUUUCAAAUUAGAAAAAAUAAUCACACGUGAGCCGCUACUUCACCAUAAAAAGAGUUGAAGAUAGGAAAAGUUCCUAAGUUAGUCAGAAAAGAAUGUCUCGAAUUUGACGAUGCAUGUUUCGUUUAUUAUCUCACUAAUUGUCAAUAGUUAAGAAGUUUUUUCGAGUAGGACCAUUAAAUAGAGGAUUUUCAGUGCUGUGAAACAGGCCCGUGCGCUGAACAACCACUACGAACCUUUUAGCAGCGAGGUUUGUUUUAUCAGGAUUUCCGGGCUAUUCAGCAAAGCUUUGAGAAACUUAUUCAGAUUUUCUUUUCUAUUAACUAAGCUUUGAGUUUUGAUAUUGAAAUUUCACUGGGAUGUCUAGAAUUUCUCUCUAAAGAAUGAAUAGUUACGUUUAAUGAGUAAAGAGCAGAGCCGGGAGCUAGAAUCACAUGAGCAAUAAUAUAUAUCCGCCUCAGAAAAAUUGAAAAGUCAUAAAAAUUGUCGAAAUUUUUGGAGUCAAUCUCAUAACUUAACUAUUUUUCUCGACCUUCUUUUUUUGUGCUUCUCCACGACCUUCCUCUGAAUGAAAUAGAGAACUUUUCGCGAAAUAUUUCUCUCUAUUUUCAACUCUCUAUGUUCCACCAGGUCUACGGAGAAACGAGUUUGGAGCAAAUGAGCCUCAUCGUGGAGCAGCUCAAGCUCGGCCCGGAUGACGUCUUUGUGGACUUGGGCAGCGGAGUGGGGAACCUCGUCACGUUUGUAGCGGCCAUGGCCAACGUUUGAUUCUUCUCAGAUUCGAAAACAAAAAAGCUGAAUUAAAGGUCAAAAAGUCGGUGGGAAUCGAGAUCGCUCUGCUGCCUUCCACUCUGGCUGUUCAGCUCCAAGGCUACUUCGAACAGUGAGUUACAUUAACAACGGUUUUGAUUUAAUCAAGUUAGAAUGAGCAGCCGAACGAUAGAAGUAAAGCAAUGACAAUAAUUAUAUGGGCUUUCAUGGGCAGAAAUUCGUUUAAAUUUAGGUUUGGACAAACUAACAGCAUUUUUUUUUUGCAACAAGAAAAUAUAUUCCAGUUGGUAGUUUAUAACAUUACAGAGAUGGUAUCAAAAAAGUAAGUUGUUGUUAAAAUCUUGCAAAUUUUAAUCAAGUCUCAGAAAUUCAAUAAAGAAAGAUGUUUUUUUUUCUUUUAAAGGUUCAUGGCGCAUUUUGGGAAAUCUUACUCGCCUUUCGAGUUACACAAAGGCGACUUCCUUGACGAGAAGUUCAACGAUUUGCUGACCAAGGUUCGCUUUUUUGUAUCCGAAAGCCUUCAGUUCCAUUCGAGCAGGAAGCGACGGUCAUUUUCAUCAAUAACUACGCUUUUGUCCCUCAACUCGAGUCGAAAAUCAAGACCAACGUUAUUAUGGAACUCGCCGACGGCGUCAGGAUUGUCUCUACCAAAAAGUUCGUUUUCUUGACCUUCCCAUCUGAAUCGAACAUUUUGAAAGCUUUGGAAAGAAGAUUUUCUAAUGAGAUAGAAGGAGAAAGAGAAUGCGUUAUACGGAGAUUCCUUCUGGAAUAAAACUUGAACUCGACAUUAUUCUCCAUAUUUCUUCAGUUCAAAAGUCUUACCCAGCAAAUUCAAUGUAUUUAAUGAGCAUUUAUCAUUUAUAACUUCCUUUUUCAUCCAUUAGUACAUUCAGUAUUUUUCAGAUACGCUACCGGCUCGAAGGAAAUAAAUCAGCGGAUGAUGACGGGUACGUUUUUGCAUACAUGAAUCCUUCUCGGAGUAGUGCGUUUGACAGCCGUAGCAACUUAUGAGUAUAAUAACUUACCUAAAAAGAUCUUCCAUAUCACAAAAACGAAGAAUAACUUGCAUGGAGGUGUUUUAUAGACCGAGCAGCCGUCAAGGCGUUUCGACCUACUAUGGCAGGCACGUUUUGUGUUUCCACUCACAAAAUCAGUAGAAAUUCGCUUGUGUAUCGUGCUGCAUUUCUCAUUAGUCGAUUCCUUCCAGAAAUCGAGACAUAUCGAAUUUUUUUUUGAUGAGUUUUGAAGUGCAGAGCGAGUUGCUUGUAGAGAGGUAGUGAAUAAUAAAAUGAUGUAAACUCCUUUGAAUGAGCUCGGAAAAUAUUUUCAUUCGUAGACGUGGAGGCCAUGUUGGACGUGGAGAAUCUGAACACUGUCGACGCUCCUGCUUCCUGGACCCCCCGGAACGUCCCUUAUUUCCUGCACACAGUCAAUCGUGGCAAGGUGGGCUUUUCCUUUGACGUUCACGCUUUUUUUUUCCAUUUUCAGAUCGAAAAGUAUUUCGAAAAAAUGCGUGGGAACGGCACCGAAUCGGGUACGCGUCGACGUGGAAAGGACAGCAAAUCUUCGUCUUCGAGCAGCCGGGAAGGAAGCCAUUUGGUGGGUUGGGCAUUUAGAUGAGCAUCGAAAAGUAGGCUUUGUUCCUUGAAAAUAAGAAGAUGGAAAUUAUUUAUGUUAUUAAGUGGUCAAAAAAGUUCUCGAAGCGGUUUUUGAUGCUCUCACUUCAAACAGAUUUUUUUUAAACAAAACUUCUGGGCUGGCUCUGUAAAGAUAGAUUAGUAGAUUCUUUAGUUUUUUGUUCUAACUCUGUUAUAAACGAUUGUUUUGACCUGAAAUUUCAAUGGCUUUUCCAAAAAGGACAAAAAAAGAUUCUAGUUCAAAUUCUCGAUAACAUCAGUUUACUUAUUUAGUUAAAAUUUCAGGGCAAAAUGGUUGUUUUUGACAAAGUUACGGACGGAAAACCAAAAAAUGUACUGUACGUCAUUUUGAAGCGCGUAGCAUUUUUAGUUUUAACACAGUAACGUCUCCCAAACAGCUUCAAAACUUGGAACAGUCAUUUUUGAGUUAUGUUUAUGCUGAACGGUUACAAAAAUUCCUGAUAGCUGCACAGUGGCGAAAAAGAAGCUUGUCAUCUCUGAUUGGGAGGAUAUAUAGAAAAUGGUCGUGCCUAGAGGACUUUUAAAGCAAAAGCUCAAUUAUGUGUUCCUCACAAAUCUAAAGAAAGUCGUGACUCUAUUUUCUCAACAAAAUUGAUCGUUCAAGGAAUUCAGAAUGCGCAGACGGCGCAGUCAGAUGGAAAGGCCGAAGCGAAAGAAGACGUCGCCGGCGAACAUCCGUAAGUCGUGUCUGUUUUCCGAAGAUAGUCUACUUGAUGAUAGGUUCGGGCCAACUACUCGCAACAAGUGGAAAGCCUACGUUUCUUCCAUGGAUGAAAAGAAACCGAAGAGUGUACGCUUUUUGCAACUGAAAAAUCGAUCGAUAAGGUUUUUCAGUCGACAGGAUCUCCGCGAUCGGAAGAGCCGGACCGUGAUUUCUAUCCCCUCGAAAAAAAGGCUCGCAAGCAGGCCGAGAAGAAGGAGAAGCAAAGGCGCUCCAACGCGACAACACCUCGCCUUCAUAAGGUUCUUAUUUGCUUUGAGAAUAUCGUAAUUUCGUUUCGUCAUGGCAAACUGAAAACUUAAGGCCAAUAUAGGAUAAUCAAGGCCAAAAAUUGAUCUCUAUCAAAUGUCCUAUAAUGAAAUGAAGUUUGGAUUUGCGCGUGAAGACCUUUGAGUUCAGAGGAAGGUUUCGUCUGAAUCGCCGAGCCGCAAUUCGGGAGGCGAUGCUCUGGCUCGGAAAUCAGUCGAGUCGACGAGCAGAUCUGACGCGGUCCUCGGCUCAGAAGACCGCUGCUCCCCCAGAAAGAACCUGCACAUUUCGCCGGAAACCAUGUCGACGAUCGACGUCAUGCAUGAAAUGAUAGUCUCGCCCCCACGACAUUCCACCAGCGACGACAUCGCGUCCGGCCAAUUUGUUAGUUUCUUUUCUGGAGUUACUUUGGUCUAGCAAAGGUUUUCCAAAUUUUUUUUUCGUUUCGUCACUAGUCGAUGUGCAUCCUCAAAAGAUAGAAAUUCGAAGACUGGGAUUUUUUAUUUUUGCAUUCAUGUCAUCAAACUAGCACACUUCAAUAUUCAAUGCCCUACUGAGGAAAUCGUUAGUGGCGCCUUUAGGGUUUUAACUUUUCUUUUUGACCACGUUAGUAUACGAAUUAGUAGCCACCGAAGGGGAAGCUACUACAAGGCCACUCAGUAGCAAAAUAAUGGCUUCUAUAAACGUAGUUUUUGUGGCCACCUUAGUGCCCUCUCCAAAUAAUCCUUGAGGAACCUCUUAAGUAACUACCAAAGUUUUUCUCAGUAUAUUGAUCGAAAAAGGCUACAAUUUUGAGAUUCGGGUGGGAAUCGAUGGUGUACCAAUUCAUCCGCCAAAAGAGAACCCGAUGAAUCGACCAACGUUCAUGAUUCCGCCGACAGACCCGCUGUAUGAUUGCAUCGGUUGGUAAUUUAUCAUAACUCAAAAAAAUGAAAUAAAAAAUGCAGUCGGCCUUUACCUCGGCUUGAAGGAACAAGGAAUCAAGGCGAAAGAGGCCAGCGAAGAAUACAAAGCGGAGCUGCGCAAGGACAUCGAACGCGAACAGGUGCCGCUUUUUUGUAAUUAAAACUUUUGAGUUUCUCGAAAAACGAGUGACUUUUUGAGCGUAAAGUUUGACGGGAAGGAUAUUCAGGCUCGCCGUGCUGAACUCCAGGAGAGCUGUCGGGAAAUCCAGGCUCAGAUCGACAUUUGUUUGCAGUCUGGAGUCUCUCACCUCAAGGAACGCCUGGCCGAGCUCGACAUGAGUGGCGUCCAGGAAGUCUCGGAGCUCCUCUAUGGGUUUUUCUUUUUCAAACUUAUUCAAAUAUUGAGUCUCAAAAAAAGUUUCCAUACUUUUUAAAAUUGAUGCAAAACGAACAUUUCCGGUUUUUUCUUCUCUCCUAUGCUCUUUUUACUGAAACGAACGCUUAGAACUGAUAUUUAAAAAAAAAUUCCAGAAGUUUUAAGUCACAGAUUCCCCAAAAUCAGCGAGGGGUGCAGUUUCUGAUUUUUUCUAAAUCAAAAAACAUUUAUCUCGGCGCGAAAAAGCGGUUGCGUUUAUUACAAUAUGUUUGCGAAGCGUUUGCGAUACGCUUUUGGAGCACAUUUGAAAUCCCCGCAUUCUUAAAUUUCACGAUAUCGAGAAAAAUGGCAAAGCUUAAAAAUGGACAGUUGUCAGACUUUCUGCGCAUGAGUUAAAGGUAUUUUUAAGUCACAAAAAGGAAAUGAAAGGCUGCUGUGGACAAUAGCAGAAGAAAAAGAACGUUGUUUCAGGUCGAAACAGAUUGUUGCACAGCACAAAGAACUCACGCAGCGCGUCUCGAAAGAAGAAGCGCUCAACGCGGUCGAAGAGGCCAAACUACGGUCGAAGGGUCCUCUCGGCGACAAACUCGUUGACAACAUCCACAGUUCGCUCAUCUCGAUCUUCUCUCUCAAAAUAUGAUUUUUCUCAGUGAUUCCCGAUUCUGAAGCGACUGGCGAUCGUUAUGGCGCUCACAUAAGCAUGAUUCUGGGCAACGAAAACCAAGUUGUUCCGCAUGUUGCCAAUUCGAGGUUUCUGCCGAUUCUGAACCUUUCUUUCUGUUUCUUUUUGUCUUCGGGAAUCUUCUCUUUCUAGCUUCGACGAGCCGAUGGAUAUAACGCCACCGCAGGGAGAAAUACUUCCUCGUCGGAAUCGUCCGCGACAACGGCCGGGAGCCACCGGAAAACGCAGCGGUCGUUCCGAGGAGCACAACGAGGAGGAAGAUAGACAGAUACGGAUCUUCGUCCAGCAGGCUAGUUUUUAUCGUACCUAUUGGGAAGAAGGAGUAAGAAUAAAGGCGGAACCCUGAUCUGUGAACGUUUCGAUUCUCAGGCAGCAGGGAGCCUUUAAAUAGCGAGAACAAUACUUCAGUUAUCAUUAAAAGACCCACAACGAGAGUUGUCCGUCAGGUUGCGCGGUUCGGGCCGGUAUGCCCCGAGCUUUGGCCCUUCUUUUUGCCCCGCCCCCAUCACUUUUCCCGUAGAAAACAUCACUUUUCCCGUAGAGAAUCCACCCUUCCUAAGGCCGGUUUUUGGGCCGAUAGGUUGACGGGCCGGCCCUUGCACAAGCCUGCUCACAACCCUCUUUGUUAAGUUUCUCAAAAGCAAAGAAGCAAAAACUUAUAAUAUCAUUGUCAAGGUUUUGAAAGAAAUUUGUGACAAUUAAUAGAACCUCAUUCCAGGCGCUGAAGGUCGAGAACAUGGCUAAAGAGAAGGAACGUCGGGCGCGCGGAAGCGGCGGCACCGGAGGAGGAUCGGCUAGCGAACGCGGCUCGACUCGUCGCUCUGUGGUCCAGGGCACUGCGGCCGCGGCGGUCGUCGUCGAUCCGUCGCUCCAUCGUUCGGGUCCCUUGCUCCCAAGCUCCGCCCUGCCUCCCAGCAACUCUUUCAACAAUUGA